Bacidia gigantensis is the source of this 2841-nucleotide messenger RNA. It is a transcript of the gene KLP1, whose product is annotated as Kinesin heavy chain. The transcript is spliced from 4 exons. Gene Ontology annotation, molecular function: microtubule binding; microtubule motor activity; ATP binding. The coding region runs from base 1 to 2841 and encodes 946 amino acids. The record is from RefSeq and is a predicted model, not a curated record. Gene Ontology annotation, biological process: microtubule-based movement. NCBI's taxonomy places the organism in Eukaryota, Fungi, Ascomycota, Lecanoromycetes, Lecanorales, Ramalinaceae.
AUGCAUAGGACCUCUGCCGGCGCUGGCAACACCAUAAAAGUGGUCGCGCGCUUUCGACCUCCAAACAAAGCAGAGCUCGCUGCCAGCGGGGCCGAUUCAGUGGUUACUUUCGACUCGGAAGAAACGUGCUCUAUUAAUUCGUCGGAGGCCUCAGGCGACUUCACAUUCGAUCGAGUAUUCGACACUAGCUCCCGUCAGACUGACAUAUUUGAUUAUUCUAUAAGAUCAACCGUCGACGACAUCCUCAAUGGAUACAACGGUACAGUCUUUGCCUACGGGCAGACGGGGGCUGGGAAAUCAUAUACGAUGAUGGGAACGGACAUUGAUGAUGAAGAGCAAUGCGGAAUUAUACCCAGAAUCGUCCAACAAAUGUUUGCCAGCAUCCUGAGAAGCCCAGAAAAUAUAGAAUAUACCGUCAGAGUUAGUUAUAUGGAGAUCUACAUGGAAAGAAUUCGAGAUCUGUUGGUGCCGCAAAAUGACAAUCUACCAGUACAUGAAGAGAAGAGUAGAGGGGUCUACGUGAAGGGUUUGUUGGAGGUAUACGUCUCUAGCGUACAAGAGGUCUUCGAAGUCAUGAGAAGGGGCGGACUAGCCCGCGCUACAGCAGCUACAAACAUGAACCAAGAAUCCUCACGGUCACACUCGAUUUUCGUAGUCACUAUCACUCAGAAGAACGUGGAGACGGGCUCGGCCAAAAGUGGACAGCUCUUUCUGGUCGAUCUGGCAGGCAGCGAGAAGGUUGGAAAGACUGGAGCCAGCGGACAGACUCUUGAGGAGGCAAAAAAGAUAAAUAAGAGUCUGAGUGCCCUUGGGAUGGUUAUCAACUCUCUUACUGACGGCAAAUCGACUCAUAUUCCGUAUCGAGACUCUAAGCUCACCCGAAUAUUACAGGAAUCGCUUGGGGGAAAUUCAAGAACGACUCUCAUCAUCAAUUGUUCGCCGAGCAAGUACAACGACCAGGAGACUCUGAGUACAUUGAGAUUUGGAGUCAGGGCGAAAGCCAUAAAAAACAAGGCGAAGAUUAAUGCGGAGCUAAGCCCCUUGGAGCUCAAGCAGCUGCUUAAGAAGGCGCAGAGUCAAGUCACUACUUACGAGAAUUAUAUCACAACUUUAGAAAGUGAGGUCCAUUUGUGGCGGAAUGGUGAAUCGGUUGCGAAGGAGAGAUGGGCUGCACCAUUGAGUGCAGGGAAUCGCGCAGGAGUGAGAUCCGAGACUGCUACAGCACGUCCAAGCACGCCAUCUCGAAUUCAGGAAGUAUCGCGCUCUGAAACACCGAGUCGAUCGGAAUCUAGGAUUGGUGACCGAUCCAGUACACCAAGUAUCGUUCUUGAAAAGGAUGAACGGGAAGAAUUCCUCCGAAGAGAAAACGAGCUUCAGGACCAUGUUACAGAAAGGGAGACGGCACUUUCGACCGCUGAGCAGGAGCUCCGGCAGGCAAAAGAUGAAUUGCAGAAGAUGAAAGAGAAUGGCCUUCGGUCUGGUAAAACAAACGAAAAACUUGCUUCUGAGGUCAAUGAGUUGAAGAUGCAGCUGGAACGAAUCGCUUUCGAAGGCAAAGAAGCUUCCAUAACGAUGGACGGCUUGAAGGAGGCGAACACGGAAUUGACGACUGAGCUCGAUGAGGUCAAACAGCAGCUCCUCGACACGAGGAUGAGUGCUAAAGAGACCAACGCUGUAUUGGACGAGAAAGAAAGAAAGAAAUCUGAGCGAAUGGCACAGAUGAUGGCUGGAUUCGAUCUCGACGGAGCCAUCGUUUCUGAAAAUGAAGCUACCAUGAGGCAAUGCGUUGACCAGAUCAAAAGGUGGCAGCAGUACAGCCGAGAAGACGAGGUGUUAUCGCUCGAAGAGCUAGGAGAUCUAGAGGAUAAACUUCUGGAACUACAAGGCGUCGUUCGACGAGCGGAUCUUACUUGUAUACCGGGCGAUCCUGCUGAACGUAGCAGACAGGAUGGUCUUGAAGCGCGGAUGACUGAAAUGGCAGAAGAUUACGAGAAGCUCCUUGAAAGCAAGCUUUCCAAUUCUGACCUUGAGGAAGUGAAGAAAAGGCUUUCAGACGUGUAUGUAGGCCAGAAAGAAAGGCAGUCCAAGCUUCUCAAAGAUCUUCGGGAAGAUUUGGCGCGCAAAGAUGAAGAGAACCACCGCCUCCGAAUCAACAUCGAAGAUCACAGACGUGAUCCCAUAUUGGUGAAUGGGGACGCUUCGCCUACGAUAUCUACCAAAACACCCCAACAGCAGAUAGCCGACUUCGACCAGAUGAAAAAGUCUCUCAUGCGAGACUUGCAAAAUCGCUGCGAACGUGUUGUGGAGCUCGAGAUGAGCUUGGACGAGACUAGAGAGCAAUACAAUAACGUUCUACGAUCGUCUAAUAACAGAGCACAGCAGAAGAAAAUGGCAUUCCUGGAGAGGAACUUAGAGCAGCUUACUCAUGUACAGCGGCAGCUCGUCGAGCAAAACAAUAGCUUGAAGAAGGAAGUUGCCAUCGCCGAGCGUAAGCUGAUGGCCAGAAACGAGCGCAUAUCUAGCCUGGAGACAUUGCUGUCUGAUAGUCAAGAAAAGUUGACAACAGCAAACCACAGAUUCGAGGCUCAGUUGACAGCGGUGAAGGAGCGCCUUGAGGCCGCUAAAGUUGGCUCGACACGCGGUCUCAACUCCCAGAUGUCAACUACACCAGGCUUCAAUUUUGGCGGAGCAGGGUCUCGGAUUGCGAAGCCGCUGAGAGGAGGCGGUGGGACUGAGCUGAGCGGCGGAGGACCUAACAUACCAGUUCUAAAUGGACUACAGGCCCAGGCGGCGAAUGGGAGUCCGAAGCGGAGUAGCUGGUUCUUCUCAGAUCGAAGAUGA